Opisthocomus hoazin is the source of this 2055-nucleotide messenger RNA. The record is from RefSeq and is a predicted model, not a curated record. Lineage: Eukaryota; Metazoa; Chordata; Aves; Opisthocomiformes; Opisthocomidae.
AUGUCAAUGAACAGCAGGAAAAGUUCUGGGAGACCGUCUUACUACUAUCGACUGCUCCGGAGGUCACGACUUCAGAGACAGCGAAGCAGAUCCCGGAGCCGGAACAGGCCGCUUAGUAGGGAGUCCCCCCCGGAGAGGUGUGGGCAGAGGCGCAGCAUGCCCAGCGGGGUCACGGAGAAGAACCCCACCAUGGAGCCUGCUGCCACGACGCCCUUCCGGGUCACGGGGUUCCUCAGCCGUCGGCUUAAAGGCUCCAUCAAAAGGACAAAGAGCCAACCGAAGCUUGAUAGGAACAGCAGCUUCCGGCACAUUUUACCUGGCUUCAGGAGUGUGGACAAUGAAAGAUCCCAUCUAAUGCCGAGGCUGAAGGAAUCGCGCUCCCACGAGUCUUUGCUCAGCCCCAGUAGCGCUGUUGAGGCUCUGGAUCUCAGCAUGGAGGAAGAAGUGGUCAUCAAGCCAGUCCACAGCAGCAUCCUGGGACAAGACUAUUGCUUUGAGGUGACAACUUCAUCAGGAAGUAAAUGCUUCUCGUGUCGUUCCGCAGCAGAGCGAGAUAAAUGGAUGGAAAACCUGCGGCGUGCCGUGCACCCGAAUAAGGACAACAGCAGGAGGGUAGAGAAUAUGUUAAAGUUAUGGAUUAUUGAAGCCAAGGACCUGCCAGCUAAGAAAAAGUACUUGUGUGAAUUAUGCCUGGACGACGUUCUUUAUGCACGAACUACCUGUAAAUUGAAAACUGAUAACGUAUUUUGGGGGGAGCACUUUGAAUUUAAUAACCUCCCAUCGCUCAAAAACAUCACGGUGCACUUAUACAAAGAGACCGACAAGAAGAAAAAGAAGGACAAGACCAAUUUCAUUGGACAAGUGAACAUCCCCGUCAGCUCUGUCACGGGCCGGCAGUUUGUGGAGAAGUGGUACCCCGUGGUCAGCCCCAACCCCGGGAAGGGCAAGGCCCCGGGGCCCAUGAUCCGCAUCAAGUCACGCUACCAGAGCAUGAGCAUCCUCCCCAUGGAGAUGUACAAGGAGUUUGCCGAGUACAUCACUAACAAUUACAUGGUGCUGUGCUCGGUGCUGGAGCCCUCGCUGAGCGUGAAGAACAAAGAGGAGAUGGCGUCUGCGCUGGUGCACAUCCUGCAGAGCACAGGCAAGGCCAAGGAUUUCUUGACUGACCUGAUGAUGUCUGAAGUUGAUCGCUGUGGUGAGAAUGAGCAUCUCAUUUUCAGGGAGAACACACUGGCCACCAAAGCAAUCGAAGAAUACCUGAAGCUGGUGGGGCAGAAAUACUUGCAAGAUGCCUUAGGGGAAUUUAUCAAGGCACUGUACGAAUCAGAUGAAAAUUGUGAGGUGGAUCCCAGUAAGUGUUCAUCUUCGGACCUUCCUGAACAUCAGAGCAACCUGAAGAUGUGCUGCGAGCUGGCCUUCUGCAAGAUCAUCAACUCCUACUGUGUCUUCCCAAGGGAGCUCAAAGAAGUUUUUGCCUCAUGGAGACAAGAAUGCAGCAACCGAGGCCGCCCGGACAUCAGCGAGCGCCUGAUCAGUGCCUCCCUCUUCCUGCGGUUCCUCUGCCCUGCCAUCAUGUCCCCCAGCCUCUUCGGCCUCGUCCAAGAGUACCCGAGUGAGGCCACCGCCCGUACCCUCACCCUUGUGGCCAAGGUCAUCCAGAACCUGGCCAACUUCACCACGUUUGGCGAGAAGGAGGCCUACAUGGGCUUCAUGAAUGAGUUCUUGGAGCACAACUGGAGCACCAUGACGACCUUCCUGCAGAGUGUGGCCAACCCCGAGAGCAGCGUCCACAUGGCCACCUACGACGGCUACGUGGACCUGGCCCUGGAACUUGCCACUCUCCACCUCCUGCUUUGUGACAUCUUCUCCAGCCUGGACCAGGCCACGCAGGAGGAGCUGGAGCCCCUUCCCACCAUCCUCACCGCCAUCAGGGAGGGGACCCCUGUCCCCGUCUCCGUCCGGCUCAGCUCCACCACAGAGCGAAGGUACCGGUGGGUGAACAGGGACACACAUGGGAUCAAGGUGGACACGUGGGGCCAGGAGGAGCUUUGGUAG